UCUCAUUUCUUCUCCUCUGCUCUCAGUGAACGCUCCUCUUCCUCUCCGCCUUCUCUUUAACUCUUUUCGUCGUCCUGAUGUGUCGUCCACCGGUUCGCUCUCCUGCGGCGGCGUCUUUGCCCAACGCUUGUUCAUGGUGAGGUUCUUCUCUGGUCGCCAUGGCGACAGCAGGCGCCAGGAGCGCGACCUGCUGCGGCAGGUGAGGCGGCAGCGGCGAGCGAGCGAGAGAGAUGAUGGAGGAGGAGGGGUGAGGAUGAGAACGACGGCAUGCUUCAGGCUUCAGGUCCCUCGUUUGGCUCUCCGUCGCCGUCUGAGUGCGCUCAAGGGUGGCGUAAGUCGACCCGCUACGUGGCGCCACCGGCCGAUCUCCUUCCUGUGCUAUAUCCUGUCUGUCAGUGCUCUGCGACCACUGGCUAGUCGGGUGACUUUGUACCGCUCGUUCCCCACUCGCCUCCUCUCUCGGGCCUGGGGUCGUCUGAAUGGAGUGGAGCUGCCCACCUGGCUUCGGAAACCCAUCUACUCCCUGUACAUCUGGACCUUUGGAGUCAACAUGCAGGAGGCAGCAGUGGAGGAUUUACAUCAUUACAGGAAUCUGGGUGAAUUUUUCAGGCGGCGACUCAAACCUGCAGUCCGACCGCUCUGCGCUUCCUCCUGCCUGACCUCUCCAGCUGAUGGGAGAAUUCUUCACUUUGGUCGGGUAAAGAACUCGGAGGUGGAGCAGGUGAAGGGUGUCACUUACAGUCUGGAAAACUUCUUGGGACCACAGAAUAGGCGGGGCAAAGACUCCUCAGACUCCUCGUCCUCCUCGUCCUUCAGGGACCUCCUUCUCUUGUCUCCUGACAGUGACCUGUUCCAUGUCGUGGUCUACCUGGCUCCAGGUGACUACCACUGUUUCCAUUCACCCACGGACUGGAAGGUGGACCUUCGCCGUCACUUUCCAGGCUCGUUAAUGUCAGUGAACCCGGGAGUGGCUCGUUGGAUCAAAGAGCUCUUUUGCCUUAAUGAGCGUGUGGUGCUCACUGGCCAAUGGCAACACGGCUUCUUCUCAUUAACGGCAGUUGGCGCCACGAAUGUCGGCUCCAUCAGAAUUUACUUCGACCAGGAGCUUCAGACCAACAUGCCUCGCUACAGUAAAGGCUCCUUCCACGACCGCAGCUACAUCACCAACAAGGUGUUAAAAGUAGCAGGUGAAGGGGGCGAGGUUUCUGUGACUGAAGGGGGCAUGGGCUUACAGAAGGGGGAGGCGAUGGGGGAGUUUAACCUGGGCUCAACCGUCGUUCUCCUGUUCGAAGCACCCAAAGAUUUCAGCUUCAACCUGCAUCCCGGGCAGCGAAUCAGAGUGGGAGAAGGCCUCGGCAGCCUCUGAUUAUACAACCUAUGGUCUCAGGGGGUGGGGCCUGAUCAGAGACAGAUUUUCAGAGAGGAGUUUAAGGAAUUGUCGAUGUUUUUUCUUUGCGGAGGGCUUGAAGAGGACGAUUAUCACGACUGAGACUCCCAGACUGCCUUGUGCCUGUGAGUGGGAAAUGCCAAACCCCUUCCACUCUCUCUCUCUGUCACUCAGACUUCACCAGCAGCUGAAAAUAUUUGUUUGAAUGUUUCAGACUUUAUUGUUCAUGUGUUUUUGUUAGCAUCAGCUAGCUCCCAUCUGAAGCAGAUGAUUGGUGGAAACGUAGCAGGUGGCCAGUGAUUGGUUGAAACGGUCAUUAUUCCCAAUUUGUCUUCAUUAAUCUCAGUUUUUUUAUUCUUUGUUGUGGGAUUUAAAUGUGACACCACCAUCUCCAUUUCUCUGCUUUUGUAAAAUAUCUAAUUAUGAAUAAAGUUUUUUUUAAAAAACAAAGAAAAAUCUG
Archocentrus centrarchus (flier cichlid) is the source of this 1847-nucleotide messenger RNA. RefSeq names its product phosphatidylserine decarboxylase (gene pisd). Lineage: Eukaryota; Metazoa; Chordata; Actinopteri; Cichliformes; Cichlidae. The transcript has 8 exons. Gene Ontology annotation, biological process: phosphatidylethanolamine biosynthetic process. Gene Ontology annotation, cellular component: mitochondrion. Gene Ontology annotation, molecular function: phosphatidylserine decarboxylase activity. The record is from RefSeq and is a predicted model, not a curated record. The coding region runs from base 134 to 1366 and encodes 410 amino acids.